AUGCGAGGAAACAUGAAUCUCUUCUUCUUCUUCUUCUUCUUCUUCUUCUUCUUCUUCUUCUUCUUCUUCUUCUUCUUCGCCGCCGCUGCCGCCGCCGCCUGCGUCUUCGCGCCUACCCUCUUUAGUCUUAUGUUCUCUGCCAUGCUGAUGGACGUCCACCAUGGCGAACGCCACGGGAUCCGCAUCGCCUACAGGACGGACGGUCACCUCCUGAAUCAGUGGCUAAUACACUUCCAGUCGCGUGUUUCCAUAACCACCGUCCAUGAACUUCUCUUUGCUGACGACUGCGCUCUCAAGGCCACCUCGGAAGGGGACAUGAAAAGGGAGCAUGGACCUCUUCACCGCUGCCUGCGACAAGUUCGGCCUGGCCAUCAACAUGAAGGAAACGGUGGCCAUGCAUCAACCGUCAUCCGACGCUACCUAUGUCGCACCCCAAAUCAACGUGAACGGCGUCCAACUACGAGUAGUAAACAGAUUCACCUACUCGGGCAGCACCCUCCCCCACAACACUAA
This is a messenger RNA of Spirometra erinaceieuropaei, 513 nucleotides long. The record is from the annotation of a GenBank genome assembly. NCBI's taxonomy places the organism in Eukaryota, Metazoa, Platyhelminthes, Cestoda, Diphyllobothriidea, Diphyllobothriidae.